Molecule: messenger RNA, 2465 nt
Organism: Gracilinanus agilis (Agile Gracile Mouse Opossum)
Lineage: Eukaryota; Metazoa; Chordata; Mammalia; Didelphimorphia; Didelphidae
Gene: TOM1
Product: target of myb1 membrane trafficking protein
Exons: 15
Coding region: 102-1562 (486 amino acids)
Biological process (GO): signal transduction
Cellular component (GO): membrane; endosome
Molecular function (GO): phosphatidylinositol binding; clathrin binding; ubiquitin binding
Source: RefSeq, a predicted model, not a curated record
CCCCGGCCAGCAGCUGAGGGGGCGGGUCACGUGACGGCUCCACAGCCGUGGCGGUUGCUGUCAGCUGAUCCCUUGGGCUUGGAGGGGUGGCGGCGGCAACCAUGGACUUUCUCCUGGGGAACCCAUUCAGCUCUCCUGUGGGGCAGCGCAUCGAGAAAGCAACUGAUGGAUCCCUGCAGAGUGAGGACUGGGCUCUCAACAUGGAGAUCUGUGACAUCAUUAAUGAAACAGAGGAGGGCCCCAAAGAUGCAUUAAGAGCCCUGAAGAAGAGGAUUGUGGGCAAUAAGAACUUCCACGAGGUGAUGCUGGCGCUCACGGUCUUGGAAACCUGUGUUAAAAACUGUGGCCACCGCUUCCAUGUCCUCGUGGCCAGCCAGGACUUCGUGGAGGGGGUCCUGGUGAGGACCAUCUUGCCAAAGAACAACCCCCCCACCACCAUCCACGACAAGGUUCUGACACUCAUCCAGGCCUGGGCAGACGCCUUCCGAAGCUCGCCCGACCUGACGGGAGUCGUGGCUGUCUACGAAGACCUGAGGAGGAAGGGCCUGGAGUUCCCCAUGACAGACCUGGACAUGCUGUCCCCCAUCCACACGCCCCAGAGGUCCGUGUAUGGCUCCGAGUCCCCCCCAGGACAGAAUCCGUCACUAGCACAGUCCGGCCAGCGCACGAGCCCCCCGCAGCAAAGCGAGCCCUUGCCGUCUGCACCUGACGACGUGCCCGUGAUGCCCACGCCAGAGCAGAUUGGGAAACUGCGCAGUGAGCUGGAGGUGGUGAAUGGCAACGUGAAGGUGAUGUCUGAGAUGCUGGCCGAGCUGGUGCCCGGGCAGGCGGAACCCUCGGAUCUUGAGCUGCUCCAGGAGCUGAACCGGACGUGCCGGGCCAUGCAGCAGCGAGUCCUGGAGCUGAUCCCCCGCGUCCUCAAUGAGCAGCUCACGGAGGAGCUGCUCCUCGUCAACGACAACCUCAACAACGUGUUCCUGCGCCACGAACGGUUCGAGCGGUUCCGAACGGGCCAGCCCACCAAGGUCCCGAGCCAGGGGGAGCCUGCCAGCAAUCUGAUUGACCUCAGCUCGGGGCCUGCCCCCGCCUCGGACCCCCUCCCCGCUCAGCUGGCCGGCAUGAGCCUGGGCCCCGGCGGAGGCGGCGGUGCCACCCUGCAGGCUCUGCAGACCCCAGCAAAACUGGAAGACGAGUUUGACAUGUUCGCUCUGACUCGGGGGAGCUCACUGUCCGAGCAGCGCAAGGAUGUCAAAUACGAAGCCCCCCAGGCUAAGGACGGACUGGCAGGAGCACUGGAUGCCCGGCAGCAGAAUACUGGAGCGAUCCCGGUCACACAGGCAUGCCUCAUGGAGGACAUCGAGCAGUGGCUUUCCACCGACGUGGGGAGCGAAGCGGACGACUCCAAGGGGGUCACCAGCGAAGGUAAAUUCGACAAAUUCCUGGAAGAGCGGGCCAAGGCUGCUGAGAAGCUCCCCACCCUCCCCAGCCCUCCAGAAGGGCCGCCCGGCUCUGCCCCCCAGAAGAAGAAAGACAAAGACGAUGACUCCCUCUUUGCCUUAUGAGCUCUGGGUUCGAGGGCCCUGCACCCAAGGGGACUGGAGGCCCCUUUCCUUUUACCUGCUAGGCAGAGGCCAGGACAGGGAAGUCCAGCCUCAUCAUUUAGGCUGCUUUGGGGUGGUUUAUUAGCUCUUAUCCCAGGAGGAAGCUCAGGCUGGGCCGAGAAUGAGGCAAAACUUUGUAGGGAAGACUCGGGCUGCGUCCUGGGGGCUGGGGCCAGGGCAGAUGGCCGGAGGGCCCGGAGCCAGGCCGGCUGGGCUCUCUGCUCUUCUGGCCCCUUCCUUCCCUCCCCCUCUCCAGCCACUACCUCUACUGAGUACUCGUGGCAUCGGCCUUUCUCCCUUAGCUGACGCCUAUGCUCUGGUCCGCCCCCCCUCAGGGCAGCUCCCUGAGGUGCCCCUCUCUGCCCCCCACGAGGAUGGGCAGGGCCAGGGUGGGCCUCCCCCCAUCCCGUCAGGUUUCUGAUGCUGCUUCUGGAUCCAUCCCCUGGACAAUCAGCCCCGCCUCUGCCCGUGCCCAGGAAUGCUGCACGAGCCGCCGAUUCCUCCCUUCCCCGGCGGGCCCUUUCCUAGCUGCACAGACCAGGGGAGGGCUGAGGCUGCCCUGGCCCUGGGGGCCCCUGCAGAGGAAGUGCACUUUCUAGGCAGAGCCCGGCCCCCUCUGCCCCUGGGCCACCCGAUGUGCCUUAGCGCUCCCUGCUCCUCCGGGAGCCUCCCCGCCCCAGCACCCCCUCUCUCCCUGGGGAAUAGGAGUUAAGAGUGGCCCAAGGCAGCCUCUUCAGCAGCCAGGAGCACGUGAGGGCGGAAGUUAGGACCCAGCUGGGCCGGGCUGACUCGGGGGAGCCCGUGUACCUGGGAGACUGGCCUUUUGUAUUACUACAUAUUAAAAGUGGAAACGCAAUGCCUCCA